This is a messenger RNA of Penicillium roqueforti, 1224 nucleotides long. RefSeq lists its product as uncharacterized. The transcript is spliced from 3 exons. Bases 1 to 1224 code for a protein of 407 amino acids. NCBI's taxonomy places the organism in Eukaryota, Fungi, Ascomycota, Eurotiomycetes, Eurotiales, Aspergillaceae. The record is from RefSeq and is a predicted model, not a curated record.
AUGCUUGACGAGAACUCAGCGGCUAACCCGGAGGAAGGCGCUUCAGUUGAUAGACGGAAAAAUCUACCACGCCGUUCUAAACGCCCAGGUAGACCGCGGCUAGAUGCACCAGGCGCUUCUGUUUUAUCCCAGGAGCGGAGAGGCCAACUCCGACAGGCUCAAAAAGUACACAGGUUGAAGCAGAAGGCGAUUCUUCAGAAUGCCACUGUGCGAGUAUCUGAGCUAGAAGAUCAGAUUGGGAAGAUCCGAGACGCAUUUGCCAACCUCGAGAAUGACGCCUCUGUCAGCCAUCCAGCAAUCUAUCAGCGACUUAAUAAGCUGCGUGCAGCAAUCUUUCUACCGCAGUCAGAAAGUCCAGAAAAGAGCCCAGCUGCAUCUGAAAAGACAAAUCACAGUCCACCACCUGAUACCUUUGAAUAUGUGGCUUCUCGGAGAUUAGUACUACAACCUGACUCUACAAAUCGGCUUGGAGAAGGUGUUUCCUCUUCGACAUCUUCCAGUUCUAGUGUGGAUGACGAUCAUUCAGCGAUCCAGAGCCGAAGUUGGGUAGAACGCCCACUUUCAGACAGCGAGCAUCUGUCCUACUACUUUCAAGAGACGAGUUUUACUCGCGGCUUGCACCGCUAUUGCUUAGAGCACGCGUUUCGCUUGUUCAUCGACCCCCACUCGUCUCCAACUGCCAACUAUCGGGUAUUUAGAUUGGUAUCCUGCAUACGAGACAGGGAGAAGACAUAUCCAUACUUCAAAAGGUUGGUGACAGGGGGAAUCGGAGAUGAACUCGAGCUACCGGGCCUCCCAUUCUAUUGUAUCGGAGGCGCUGGGACACACUACCCGCCCAAAGACGAAUUUGGAAAUGCAAUUUACCCCCCGAAUCGCAGGAUGCCAAGGCGUAUUCUUGGAAGCAUGGCGAUAGCUGAGAGGUUCUUGGAUGGGGAUACAGACUUUAAUCAACAGAAAGUGCUCGAGACAUUUGGGCUUGGGGGUCAAUGGUUUGACUGUCGAGAUGUCGAAGGGUAUCUUAGCGAGUGCGGAGUCUCCAUGAAACAACACUGUGCACUUCCUAAGAUAUCGGGUAGGAAAGCAGAUCGCAUCCUUGAUAUUGGCUUAUUCUGUCGCAAACUAUUACACAGUACUGUCAUUCUAGGUCGAGUACCGGGGUUCCGCAAGGCUGAUGUUGAAUAUGCGUUCACUUCCUCACUGUAUCGCGAUAUCUCAUCGUCGUGA